This is a messenger RNA of Aedes aegypti (yellow fever mosquito), 4375 nucleotides long. It is a transcript of the gene bsf, whose product is annotated as leucine-rich PPR motif-containing protein, mitochondrial. The transcript is spliced from 5 exons. The coding region runs from base 47 to 4207 and encodes 1386 amino acids. Gene Ontology annotation, molecular function: protein binding. Lineage: Eukaryota; Metazoa; Arthropoda; Insecta; Diptera; Culicidae. The record is from RefSeq and is a predicted model, not a curated record.
AUCCGACGAGAAUCUUCCUCGCGUUUUUCUCUGCGUAACACAAAACAUGGCCUCGAUUUUGCGGUCCAGCAAAUUUGUGCGAUAUUUCGCGGGUUUCGCUCGGAACAUCGUGUUCAAUACGGUCCGCGAGACGGAGGGAAGCUUGCUUCAGCAUUCGCAGUGUUUGUGCGGAAGUUCCGUGAGUGGAUUUGCAUCGACUGCUGCCAGUUCGAGUCAGGGUCUUGACAGGUCCCUGAAGCGUCUCGAUGAAGAUGUUCGUCGCUCGGGACGUAUCUCGAGGCGCGAUCUGGAGGAUGUGCUGGAAGAAAUACGGAUGAAUCGCUCGGCUACCAGUGCGCAAUCACUGCUGGUCAUUCGCUGUUGUGGCAAUCUAGUCCCGGAGGAAUUGCCCGAGGUGCGAACGGCUUUGGUGCAGGAAAUCUGGAAAACGCUCAACAACUUGAACGUGGCGAUGGAUGUUUCCCACUUCAAUGCCCUGCUCCGGGUCUACCUGGACAAUGAGCACCCAUUUUCGCCGACGGAAUUCCUUGCCGAUCUGAAGGCGAAGGGAAUCGAACCGAAUCGUGUCACGUACCAACGGCUGAUCUCGCGCUACUGCCAGGAGGGUGACAUCGAAGGAGCGACCAAAAUUCUCGAAUACAUGCGAGAGAAGCAACUUCCUGUCAAUGAGUACGUGUUCAACGCGCUGAUCAUGGGACAUUCGCAGGCAGAUGAUUUGGAAUCGGCUACAGGCAUUCUAGCCGUGAUGUCGCAAGCCGGUCUGCAGCCAUCGGCCGAUACCUACACGACCCUGCUCUGCGGAUACGCCCGGAAGGGUGAUGUCGAAUACAUCCUCAAAACGCUGGACACCUGUGAACAAAGAGAAAUCUAUCUGCUUGACAAAGACCUGUUGGAGAUCAUCUAUUCGUUGGCCACCAAUGGCCACGCGGAGAAGGUUGAUCCGUUGAUUGCCAAAAUCCGUAAGCAGGCAGGAUACAAUCAAGACGCGGUGAAUGUGAUCUUGAGAUUGAUCAACCGUGGCCAGGAAGAUGCGGCCUUCAAAGUGUUGAAAACGAUGCCCAGAGCUACCAAAAACGACGGAGAACUGGCCAACACUGGAGGUUUCCUGAUCAAACAGCUGGUCAAAGCAAAACGACCUGUAGGAAAAAUUCUGUCCAUUUGCGAAGAACUCACCAGCUCGGGUAUGAACUCGAAUGCCUAUUUGAUUGCAUUGGAGACUGCGCUGAAGAAUGGAAUCGUUGAUUCGUCGUACGCUUUGCUGAAGACCUUGAACGAACAGAAUCAUCCCAUUAGGCAGCAUUACUUCUGGCCAUUGCUGUGCGCCAACGAUCAACCCCGUCCUGAGGGAGUAUUGAACGUUCUGAAAACGAUGAUCCAGGAAUUUGAAAUGCAACCCAGCAGUGAAACCAUUCGCGAAUACGCGAUUCCCAAUAUGGGAAUGAACAACCACGAAGAAGUUAUCCAGUUGUUGCGAAGUGUUGGCAUUUCCUCUGCUGUUGCCAGUUCCGGAUGCGUUUAUGUUGCAUUGGAGAACAACAAUCUGAAGGACGCUGCCAACAUUGCCUCUCGCUACAAGGCUUUCUAUUCGCCGGGAGUUUAUCGUAAGCCGCUGAUUUCGGCCUUGCUUCAAACGCAAGAUUUCAAUUCAUACAUUCGUUUCUCCCGCCAAAUGUAUGAUAACUUGCUGCGAAUGAAAACAAAGGAAGAAAUGAACGAACAAGCGGAAGAAAAUGAAAACAAUUCUUCGAAUGUACAAGCAGAGGUCCUGGGAUCGUUGAUCUACGAUGUCGUCGUCUCCUUCAAGAACAAACGGGUUGAGGCGCUGGAAAAAGUCCUGACCGGUUUUGUGAACCAAGGUUUGUCAAUUAGCAAUUCUCAAGCGGAAAGAAUCCAAGACAAGCUUGGUGCUGAGAUGACUACGGAAAUCUCCUCUAUGCUAAGCAAAUUGGCCGCUGGAGAUUUGGAACCAGUCCAGAUGGAAAGCGCGGGACAAAGAACCAAAACGCCUACAUCUAAUCUGUCGGUUCCACAAUUGGAGCGCCUUAUUACCAAUUUACAAGCUCGUGGUGAGAAUUCCAACGCCUUGAAGAAUCAACUCAUACGCAAUGCAAUUCGAUCGAAUGACGUUGCCAAGACGGAAGAAAUUUUAGCUCGUCUGGAAGAGGAAAACUACGUCAUUCCACCCGGAGUUUAUGCUCAGGUGAUCGAGUUGUACGCCACAAGCGGUAAGGUUGAGGAAGCUUUCACCCUGCUGGACAAGGUCAAAGGAAAGUUGCCGGACUUUGAACUGGACGAUACCAAAAUUGUUCGACUUGCCCAAGCUCUGCUUAAUCAGGAACGAUUCGAUGAUGCGUUGAAGUUCAUUGCGACGAACAAGGCCACGACCGAUCGCUCCGAAAAGGACGUGGAUUUCAACUACAACAGCGCCUGCUGGCGGCUGCUGAACACGUUAGCGGACAAGGGUCAAAGCGAGCAGGUGAACAAGCUGUUCCAGCAAAUGUUGGAUAACGGAUAUAUCACACCGCAAAACAUUUUCCUAGGAGCGCUGAUCAAGGUUCACAUUGUCAAGAACGAUCUGCAGACGGCCAUUGCGGUCUUCGAAGAAAUUUGCCAAAAAUAUCGCACAACUCCAUGGAAAACCGAGCUCACUUGUCGUUUGAUCCAGUCGGAGGACGCUACCAAUCUGCAGCGCCUGACCGAUCUCAGCACGGAAGUCCACGGGGAAGUGAACAGCUUGUACGAUUUGGUGUUCGCCUUUGUGGACUGUGGCCGAAUUCGCCAGGCAAGGAAGAUCCUUGAAACGCCCGGACUUCGCACCCGUGGCCAGCGCAUUGAAAGUGCCUGCGAACGCUAUCACGUUGAAGGUAAAACGCAUAGCUUGGAAGGUCUUAUGGAGGCCACGAAAGAUUUAAACCAUAUCGAUCGGUCGACCAUUUACCACAAAUUGCUCAAGAGCUACAUCAAUGAGAAACAACCGGAGAAGGCUUUGGGUCUGUGGACGAAAAUGCAGGAAGAAGAUCAAACACCAUCGGAAGGAUUCCUUAUUGAACUUUCCAAUUUUUUGAAAGCCAACGGAUAUGAAGUACCAUUUGUGGCUCCCAACGUCCCUUCGUCUCCAGCUAAGAAAGCAUUGAAAGCCCAACCAAAGCCCAAGCAAACUGAUUCGAAAGCUGUUGAUACCAGAAAGCCCGUUUCGCCAAAUCUAAAGGAGUUCAAAGUAGCUUCCAAAUCCGGAGAUGCUGAUCGGCUACUUGCGGCUAGAGAGAAACUCACCGAGAGUGACAAACUGAAUCUUACUGAACAGUCCAUGGUGAUCGAGGCUUUGGUCAACCGCGAUCGAUUGAAUGAAGCUUCCAAGUUGGUGCUGGCAAUGCUAGAACAAAAUCUGCAUCCAAUUCCACGGAUUUUCAAAUACUUCCUCAACAAGUUAGCAGCUUCCGGUAAUUUGGAAACCUUCGAGCGCAUUGGCGGAAUGAUCUCGGACGAUGUGAAGCGACUGAUCUCUUUUGACAACCGCCUUUGCCAUGCCCAUCUUGCUGGUGGUAACGUUGAACAGUACAUGAAGAAACUUGAAGCCACAGCAGAUACGAUCAAAACGAAAGAAGAAGCCGAACUAGCAGCCAAACACUUCCCGAUUGGUGGAGCUUCCGGAAUUCUCGCCGAGCACCCAGAAAUGCAUGAUCGAUACAAAGCGGUUGCCGAGAAGUACGUGAAAUACGAUCUUAUUGCUCCAAUGAACGCCCUCUGGACGCACCACUUCAUGAUGAACAACGAAGUCGAAGCUAAGCAAAUCUGGGAUCAGUAUUUAAUCAAUAGCCCUAGGGUAAUGUUCCAGAAAAUUAUCCAACAAGCCAGAGAAACAAACGACGAUGCUAUGGUGCGCCGCUUGAUAGAUCAGCUUCAGAACUCUAAAGUGUCCGAAAAUGGUAUGGGCAUUAUCUACAGCUGUCUGAUCGAUGCACUUGUUCACAAAGGCCAACCAGCCCAAGGUUUGGAAGCACUUAAAGACGGUCUGAAGGUCAUUUGCCUGGAGCACUUUAACCGAUCUGCGUUGAGGAGACUCAAGGAUGGUCUUGUGGCAGCAGGACACGAUUUUCCCUACACAAUUCCGGAUCGAUCUGCCAACAAGGCACAUGACACUUCUAGCAGCAGCAGUGGUAGCAGUAGCAGUGACGACGAUGUUGGCAGAGCUAGAGGCAGUAACUAAGUGCAUAUUCCUAGUUAAGUUACUUACAAUUCAUGUGAGCUUUUCGAGAGUCGCAAAAAGCUGUUGCACCAAGGAGAACUGUUAUAUUGUAAUAGUUUGUCAUGUACCACCCAAAUUAGUUUUAAAUAGACAUGUUAAAAUACGCUGGAAUUUCAAUCACACACUGAA